CGCCCUUUUCACUCUCUUCCAUCCAGCCUCCCGCCGAGACUCUCGCUCUCCUUCCCUUCCAUCGCCGCCGCCGCCCGCCGAUCCUCAUUCUCCCGCCGAAGCACCAAGCUCCUCUUCGACGGUAAUUGCAGAUGGUAUAGUAGCGGGGAGUGCUGUCUGUUUGAUUGUCUCUGAGCUAGCUUGCUCUCUCGGAACUGCCGCUUGCCACUGGUGAUAACCCGGUCCGGGGAUGACGAUACAUUCAGUUGUUAUCCAGAAACUACUCAACACCAAUGCACAUUUGGGAAAGCGAGCGGUGGCUCACCACUUCAAGAUCUUCACUGAAGGAACACGGGGUGGGGUGUCCAUAAUUGAUUCCGACAAAACCCUGAUAUGUCUUCGGAAUGCUACCAACUUUAUUGCACAGAUGGCUAGAGAGAAGAAAGCCCGGUUCUUGUUUGUCAACACCAAUCCGCUUUUUGAUGAGAUAGUGGAGCAGAUGACGAAGAAGAUUGGGCUGUAUAGUCCAAGGGAUAAGGUCAUUUGGAAAAUGGGUGGGUUUUUGACCAACAGUUUCAGUCCCAAGAAGUUCCGUUCCAGAAACAAGAAGGUUUGUUUUGCGCCAGUACAACCGCCAGAUUGUGUUGUGGUGCUGGAUACGGACAGGAAGAGUUCAGUGAUUUUGGAGGCUGCUAGGCUUCAAGUUCCCAUUGUAGCAUUGGUAGAUUCAAGUUUGCCAAGGGAUUACUAUGAGAAGAUUGCUUAUCCUGUGCCUGCUAAUGAUUCAAUGGAGUUCGUGUACUUGUUCUGUAACAUCAUUACUAAAACUUUCUUGCUUGAGCGUAAGAAGAUGAGAGAAGCAAAGGGAGAUAUAGUUGAAGAUGAACCAGAAACUUCAACAAAAGAACUUGGAAAGGAGGUCCACCAAGUUGACAAUAUGAAGAGAAUAAGCUCUGUAACCGAUGAAGUCCUUGUUGUUCCUUAUGACAGCUUAGCUCCUAUUUUUGAAGAUUCUGUUGAAACUAAGCGGAUCUUGGAUAAGCUUGUGGUGGUGAAGUUCAAUGGUACUUUGGGAACGGCUGUCGGAUUUAAUGGCCCUAAGUCCCUAGUUGAAGUAUGUGAUGGUUUGACUUCUCUCGACAUGAUUGUGAAUCAAAUUCAGACUCUUAAUCAGAAGUAUGGGUCGGAUAUCCCACUGGUGCUUAUAAACUCCGGCAACACUCAUGAUGAUACGUCUAAAGUUUUGGAAAAAAUUUCCAGGUCAAACAUAGAUAUUCUUCCAGUUCAACAGGGCCAACAGUCUGCGGAAUCAUCUGGCCUACAGGAGACCGAGAAUAAACCGCACCCUUCUGAUCAAGCAGCAGCAUUCCGCUCCCUGAUUAAUAGUGGGGCACUAGAUGUCUUACUAGUGAAGGGGAAGGAGUAUGUACUUGUUAUAAGCUCGGACAACUCAGCUGCGGUGGUUGAUGCCAAGAUCUUGAAUCAUUUGGUCUUGAACAAAAUUGAGUACUGCAUGGAGUCGAUGGAGAAUUUCAAGUUGAUUGAUACAAAAACAUUGUGGGUGAGCUUGAAAGCUAUCAAAAGGCUUGUUGAUACAAAUUCUCUGCCGGUGGAGAAUCUUUCCAUCUCCAAGGAAGUAGAAGACAAUCAACUUCCGCAGCAAGAGAAUGCAGCUGAUUUACCAAUAUGGUUAUUUAACCAAGCCAUUGGCAUUAAUGUUCCUCAAUCUCGGUUUCUUCAACUAAAUGCAACAUCUGACUUGCUUCGUUUGAAGUCUGACAUUUACUCUGCUGUUGAUGGUUCUCUGGUUCGGAAUCCAGCCAGAACCAAUCCCUUGGAUCCAUCCAUUGAAUUGGGGCCUGAAUUUGAAAAGAUUGAUGACUUCAAAAGUCGCUUCCAAUCCAUUCCUAGCAUAGUUGAGUUGGACUCCUUGAAAGUCACUGGUGAUGUGUGGUUUGGAACGGGUGUUAGUCUUAAGGGGAAAGUAAGCAUCCAUGCGGAACCAGGGACCACAUUGAACAUCCCAAAUGACACGGUCAUCGAGAACAAGGAGAUCAACCAUCGGGCAGACAUUUGAGAGCCUGUAGAGGGUUACAUGGCUUCCACCUCUCAUUUCUCGUUGGUUCAGUGGAGAAGAAGACCUCCGAAGGUUACAAAUUAGCUUUUCUUUUUCCUCCGAGGAUAUGUUCGAUUGAAACUGGGUGGAUGCCUUUACUUUGUUUAUCAUGGCGCUAUGCUGUCAAAACUCUGAGAAGCUGGCAACUUGACGAUCUCAGCAGCUUGCACACAUAACCUUGCCUCCAAUGAGCCGGGAAUGGAGCAGAGGAAUUGAAACGAGCCAAAAGUUCUGCACAACUUUGAAUAAGCGUUGAUGAGGCCAAUGAGGUUGUAACUCAUUGUUACCUCUCUUCUUACUUGUUUUGCUGUGAAGUCUGAUUGAGUGUUUUUCUGGCUUGUUGCUAGUUUCAGUUAGUCAAAUGAGCUGUAAUAUUCAGUUCUAUAAACCAGUCAUAUCAUUAGCAAGGAUAUAUAGCGCUAUAGAGAGCAUAUUUAUUAGAUCUCACGUAAAACAAACACUCGUU
This is a messenger RNA of Linum tenue, 2561 nucleotides long. NCBI's taxonomy places the organism in Eukaryota, Viridiplantae, Streptophyta, Magnoliopsida, Malpighiales, Linaceae. The record is from the annotation of a GenBank genome assembly.